UCUCCCUCCCCCAACUCCAUUCUCCCUCUCCCCUCUUUCCUUCCUUCCUUCCGCUCGCCAAAAAUAAAAUGGAAAUAAAACUUCUAUUCCUUCCCCUCCUCCUCCUGCUCCAUCCUUGCAUCUCGGCCGUCGAUUCCAACGACAUCACCAAUGGCGGCAAGCGCACGUAUAUUGUCCGCGUGGACCGCGACGCCAAGCCGUCCGUGUUCCCCACCCACGCCCACUGGUACGAGACCACUGUCGCCGCCGUCUCUGUCUCCACCGACGGCGCCGCCACCACCGCCUCCCGGACCCCCGGCGGCCUCCUCAUCCACACCUACUCCUCGGUCUUCCAUGGCUUCUCCGCCCGCCUCUCCCCCGCCGCUGCCGCUGCCCUCUCCUCCUUCCCCGGCGUCGUCGCCGUCCUCCCGGAGCAAGUCCGCCGCCCCCUCACCACCCGCUCCCCUAGCUUCCUCGGCCUCCUUUCAUCCGACCGCUCCGGCCUACUCGCCGAGACGGACUUCGGCUCCGAUCUCGUCGUCGGCGUCAUCGACACCGGCAUCUGGCCCGAGCGACGGAGCUUCUCCGACAGCGGCCUGGGCCCCGUCCCCUCCAAGUGGAAGGGCGUCUGCGUCCACGGUGCCGGUUUCCCUGCUACUGCCUGCAACCGCAAGCUCGUCGGUGCCCGCUACUUCUCCAGCGGCUACGAGGCCACCAGCGGCCGCAUGAACGAGUCCGCCGAGCUCCGAUCCCCGCUCGCCGCCUACAAAGUCUGCUGGGUCGCCGGCUGCUUCGACUCCGACAUCCUCGCCGCCUUCGACGCCGCCGUCGCCGACGGCGUCGACGUCAUUUCGCUCUCCGUCGGUGGCGCCGUCGUCCCUUACUACCUCGACGCCAUCGCAGUCGGCGCCUUCGCCGCUGCUGAGGCCGGGAUCUUUGUCUCUGCCUCCGCCGGCAACGGUGGCCCCGGGGGGCUUACUGUCACCAACGUCGCCCCCUGGGUCACCACCGUGGGCGCUGGCUCCAUGGACCGCGACUUCCCAGCCGACGUCAAGCUCGGCGACGGCCGCAUCGUUCCCGGCGUGAGCGUUUCCGGCGGCCCUGGCCUCGCCCCUGACCGCCUCUACCCCCUGAUCUACGCCGCCGCCACCGUCGGCGGCGCUGGCGACGGCUACUCGUCCUCCCUCUGCCUCGAGGACUCCCUCAACCCGGACGCCGUCCGCGGCAAGAUCGUCGUCUGCGACCGUGGCGUCAACACCCGCGCCGCCAAGGGUGAGGUCGUCCGCAAGGCCGGCGGCGUCGGAAUGAUCCUCGCCAACGGCGUCUUCGACGGCGAGGGCCUCGUCGCCGACUGCCACGUCCUCCCCGCCACCGCUGUCGGCGCCGCCGCUGGCGACAAGAUCCGCAAGUACAUCGCCGCCGCCAGUCCUCACUCGCCAGCCACCGCCACCAUCCUCUUCCACGGGACCCGCUUGGGGGUUCGGCCAGCGCCAGUGGUUGCCUCCUUCUCGGCCCGGGGACCGAACCCCCAGUCGCCGGAGAUCCUGAAGCCGGACCUCAUAGCUCCCGGGCUCAACAUCUUGGCCGCGUGGCCCGACGGCGUCGGCCCGGCGGGGAUCCCGUCGGACCGGCGGCGGACGGAGUUCAACAUUCUAUCAGGCACAUCAAUGGCGUGCCCCCACGUGUCCGGGCUGGCGGCGCUGCUCAAGGCCGCGCAUCCGGGGUGGAGCCCGGCGGCGAUCAAAUCCGCAUUGAUGACCACCGCCUACACCAAAGAUAACAGGAAUAUGACAAUGCUGGACGAGUCGACCGGGAAUUCCUCCGAUGUGUUCGACUUUGGUUCCGGCCACGUAGACCCCCAACGAGCAAUGGACCCCGGGCUACUCUAUGACAUCUCAUUGGUGGAUUAUGUGAAUUUUCUCUGUAACUUGAAUUAUACACAGCAGAACAUCAGGGCGAUCACGAGGCGGCCGGCGGAUUGCAGCAGGGCAAGGAAGGCCGGGCAUGCUGGGAAUUUGAACUAUCCGUCGUUCGCAGCGGUGUUCGUCGAUGAUGGGAGUGGAAAAAGCAUGUCGACGCACUUUAUAAGGACGGUGACCAACAUCGGGAGUGGCGGGGCGGUGUAUCGGGCAUCGGUGAGGGUGCCGGAGGGGAGCACGGUGAUGGUGGAGCCGAAGGAGCUGGUGUUUCGGAGGCCAGGGCAGAAGCUGAGCUUCAUGCUGAGGGUGAAGGCGGCGGCGGCGGCGGCGGCGGAGAAGUUGCCACCGGGGAGCUUGAGUGUGAGGAGUGGGGCAUUGACAUGGCGUGAUGGGGGUCAUAUUGUGAGCAGUCCAAUUGUCAUCACAAUGCAGGCACCUCUGUGAUGGCCUUGGAAGCAAAGAAGGCGCCCUUGUUUUGAUCAUAGUCUGAAUGAACCCUAGCUAGCUCAGGGAUUUAGAAGAACUACCAGAAUUACCUAGGGUUUUUGUUCUUUCCUUCUACCAUGCCCUUUUUUUGAAGUGAAGCUGAAGGGUUUUAAAAGGGUUUAUGAAGUAUAUAUAUAUAUAUAUAAAUAUAUAUGUAAUAAUAUUGAGAGUGUGGCUUCUAGCUUGGGAAAACGCAUUAGAGCACUGUAUACAUCAAAGAAGAGAAUGAUGCAACGAGAAGUGGAAAGAUCUACCCAAGGAAACAAGCAGUGGAAAGAAGAGAUGGAGGGAAAGAGGUAUGGUUCCAAAAUGCUACGGAGGUUUGUGGACCUAAGUGGCUAUGUUUGGUGGUAUGUUUCUUGUUGUCAUGUACUCACUUCAAUUAUUACACCGUGUCUUAGUGUUCCAUCUUGCUCUCAGUGCAUCCGACAGUCACGUGCAUGGUAUAUGUGAGGGCUUCUGUUUGCUUGCUUGUUUUGAUGUGGAGAGAGAACCUUGUCUGGAAAAAUUUUGGGUGGCGAGUUCGGCCACUACCAAAUGCCGCGUACCGCACUGCGCUUCUGAGAUGUGAUGGUAACCAGCUGUGCCUGCUACUUGAAAAGGUGGUAGUGAGCGUGAAACGGAUGUGUUGGUACCAGCAACAGUUAUUGAUAGCAGGAUUUUAUGGGUGCUGGGUUUGGAUGCGCUUCUGGAUGGAAUGAUUUGGAUUCAAAUGGAUGAAAGGUUUCCUUGUCUCUUAUCCAUAAUAUUCUGAAGUUUAAAAACGUUUAUAUAAGAAAUUCUGAUAAAAUGUUCUCAUACAA
This is a messenger RNA of Elaeis guineensis (African oil palm), 3187 nucleotides long. The record is from RefSeq and is a predicted model, not a curated record. NCBI's taxonomy places the organism in Eukaryota, Viridiplantae, Streptophyta, Magnoliopsida, Arecales, Arecaceae.